GAAAGUACCGAGGGGGAAACACUUUAAUAUGCACGUGUGUCGCGUGUAUCGCGUUUACCUUGCCAGCUGAACUUCCGCGUAACAGGAACAGGAUUGGGCCAGGCGUUUGUACCGCGACUGUCAACAAAACGAAGCGUAACAACUGUCAAAUCACUCGUCACCCAACAUCUCACCUCAUCAUCCUCAUGGUCUCCGAAUAGAGCCCCUAACACUUCGGUGAUAGCCCUAAGACCCUGUGGAACAACACCCAAUCACACUCCAACCACUCGCCCGUCAAUCUGGAUUCAUCAACUCUCUCUGCUGGGUCGCCAGCUCAAUAUCACGACGCCGUUGACACAAUGGGCCACGAUCUCUACCAAACGGCUCGGGAGCCUCAACAGGCCGAGCAGCAAGACGACUCCAUGGGGGGUCUCGAGCAAUCACAGACACCAACACCACAGUCCGGCCAUGACGUUCGACACCAACAAUCCCAGUCUGACCCUUCGGGCCACGAAUUUCGCCAUCAACAAUCUCAAUCCGACCCUUCGGCAUUCCAGUCAUCUUACCAGCCUCAACAACAGCUCUAUGAACAGCAGAUGAAUGCCGACCCUGCUGAACCCCGCUUCCCUGCUCCACAAGCCCCAGCAAACAACAUCCCGCGUCCUACUUCUGGCCUCUCUGGCGGGGGUGACCGAUAUGGUAAUAUGGGAACCACCUACCAGGAACAAAACUCUCGCGGUUCGUCUACCGCGGCGACAGAUACGGGCCGGAACAAGAACAGUGUGGUGAUUAAGGUCGGAAUGGUUGGGGAUGCACAGAUUGGCAAGACCUCCCUCAUGGUGAAGUAUGUCGAAGGCUCCUGGGACGAGGACUACAUUCAGACGCUGGGCGUGAACUUCAUGGAGAAGACGAUUUCAAUCCGCAACACAGAGAUUACGUUCUCGAUUUGGGAUUUGGGGGGCCAGCGAGAGUUCGUAAACAUGUUGCCCCUGGUGUGUAACGACGCCGUGGCAAUUUUGUUCAUGUUCGACUUGACAAGGAAGAGCACGCUUAACAGCAUCAAAGAGUGGUAUCGCCAAGGUCGAGGCUUCAACAAGACGGCAAUUCCGUUCUUGGUGGGAACAAAGUACGACCACUUCGUCAACUUCCCCAGAGAAGACCAAGAGGAGAUUUCUAACCAGGCCCGUCGUUUUGCAAAAGCGAUGCGUGCAAGUCUCAUCUUCAGCAGCACAAGCCACAGCAUCAAUGUUCAGAAGAUCUUCAAAAUUGUUCUUUCCAAGGCAUUCGAUCUGAAGUGCACCAUUCCCGAAAUCGAGAAUAUCGGCGAGCCACUCCUCAUCUACCAAUCAGUCGGUUGAAUGACCUGAUAAACCGGCGAAGAGACGAUUGGAUGCGUGAAAUGGCCUCAUCAUGGCUGAAACGACCUGAUAUACGAAGGGAUGAGGAACGAGGAGCAUGAUUUAUGGCUGACUGGCUUUAUUGUGACCCUAUGGAUGCUCUGGAAAUAGUUGACAAAAAUAGUAAGUCACGGGGAUGGAUGUAAAACGCGUCUCUCUCUGGGUAACGUUUUUCUGUACUCUACGGCGAUCAAGGGUGCAUUGUCAAUGGAGUUUUAGCUAGUCCAGCAAUAUAGGGGAUAGCUUAGGUUAUUGCAUGAUCCAUUGGGAUGUAACAGUAAUCACAAAUCUCAGCGAGAGAAUACAUCAGUAUGUUCCAUUGUCUUGCAAUCAGUGUGGAUUUAUAAAGAAUGAAACCCCCAUUUAGUUUGCCAAAGUUUUCUCCUCAUCGAUGCCCCUUUCUCGGGUGCAAUUAUACACGCAGCCUACGACUUGGCCUUUGCUGUUUCUGCCGCGGCACGUAUUUUUCUGUUCCUUCUAUUCCGAGAUUUCUUUGACCUUUUUCUCAUCCCCAUUGGAUUUUCAACUUUGUCAGUCGGCUGCGAAGUAGAAGCCUUGGAGGUUUGGCCUUCCCCUUCGGCAUUCGAGCGGCUGGUGGCCGUCGCCGGCUCGUCGGAAUGUGUCGCAGUUUCGGGGGCCUUGGGCUCUUCGGACUGCGUCGUACUUUCGGCGGCUGUUUGCUCGUCGGAUUGUGUCUUGGUUUCGGAGGUUGCGGCGUCCGGUAUACUACAGGAAUUCCCAGCGUCCAUUUCAAUUUCAGGUGCCAACGAUACUACCACAUGACCCUCAUCCAUGGUCUCAUGUGCGACAUGGUAUACAUCCGACAUGUGUUGCUCCGCAGAGAUGAAAUCACAGUCUGAUGACAGCAAAUCCUUAUCAGGCGUAGGUUGUCCAGCGGCCCUUAAGUCGGCCGAUCCAAGGCUGGUUGGAAAGGUCUCUGGGGAGCUCACUUCGAUCCAAUCAUCAGUUACGCUAUCGAGGGUUUUCGAGGUGGAGCCAGUAAACUCGGUGGCAGAAGAUUCGCCGCGUU
Pseudogymnoascus verrucosus is the source of this 2406-nucleotide messenger RNA. RefSeq lists its product as uncharacterized. NCBI's taxonomy places the organism in Eukaryota, Fungi, Ascomycota, Leotiomycetes, Thelebolales, Thelebolaceae. The record is from RefSeq and is a predicted model, not a curated record. The coding region runs from base 339 to 1337 and encodes 332 amino acids. Gene Ontology annotation, biological process: regulation of exit from mitosis. The transcript is spliced from 3 exons. Gene Ontology annotation, molecular function: GTP binding; GTPase activity. Gene Ontology annotation, cellular component: spindle pole body.